CGGCGCCCGCCCACACUCCCGGAAGUAGGCGGCCUAGCAAGCGCGCUCCUAGGCGCAAAGCACGCCGGAAGUUGUAGUUCCGCCAUCGGACGGAAGCCGACCGGGGCGUGUGGAGGGAUGUGGCCCGCAAUAUUAGUGGGGGGGGCCCGGGUGGCGGCAUGCAGGUACCCCGCACUGGGGCCUCGCCUCGCCGCUCACUUUCCAGCGCAGCGGCCGCCGCAGCGGACACCCCAAAACGGCCUGGCCCUGCAGCGGAGCCUGCACGCGACGGCGGCCCGGGCUCUCCCGCUCAUUCCCAUCGUGGUGGAGCAGACGGGCCGCGGCGAGCGCGCCUAUGACAUCUACUCGCGGCUGCUGCGGGAGCGCAUCGUGUGCGUCAUGGGCCCGAUCGAUGACAGCGUUGCCAGCCUUGUUAUCGCACAGCUCCUCUUCCUGCAGUCCGAGAGCAACAAGAAGCCCAUCCACAUGUACAUCAACAGCCCUGGUGGUGUGGUGACCGCGGGCUUGGCCAUCUACGACACGAUGCAGUACAUCCUCAACCCUAUCUGCACCUGGUGCGUGGGCCAGGCCGCCAGCAUGGGCUCCCUGCUUCUCGCCGCCGGCAGCCCGGGCAUGCGCCACUCGCUCCCCAACUCCCGUAUCAUGAUCCACCAGCCCUCAGGAGGCGCCCGGGGCCAAGCCACAGACAUUGCCAUCCAGGCAGAGGAGAUCAUGAAGCUGAAGAAGCAGCUCUAUAACAUCUAUGCCAAGCACACCAAACAGAGCCUGCAGGUGAUCGAGUCUGCCAUGGAGAGGGACUGCUACAUGAGCCCCAUGGAGGCCCAGGAGUUCGGCAUCUUAGACAAGGUUCUGGUCCACCCUCCCCAGGAUGGUGAGGAUGAGCCCACGCUGGUGCAGAAGGAGCCUGUAGAAGCAGCGCCAGCAGCAGAACCUGUCCCAGCUAGCACCUGAGAGCUGGUCCUCCUCUCCAGAAUCACAUGAAGGGGCCAGAGGCCAGCCAGACCCCCAGCUGGGCCCUGCUCACCCCUUGCUGCUGGGCCCGGAGGGGCCCCUUGAGGAACUUUUAAUUUGCAAGGGUGCCCCCUAUGGACGGGGCAUUCCAGCUGAGACACUGUGAUUUUAAAUUAAAUCUUUGUGGUCUUUGC
Messenger RNA from Cercocebus atys (sooty mangabey), 1145 nucleotides. It is a transcript of the gene CLPP, whose product is annotated as caseinolytic mitochondrial matrix peptidase proteolytic subunit. Gene Ontology annotation, cellular component: endopeptidase Clp complex. Gene Ontology annotation, molecular function: serine-type endopeptidase activity; ATP-dependent peptidase activity; ATPase binding. The transcript has 6 exons. The record is from RefSeq and is a predicted model, not a curated record. Gene Ontology annotation, biological process: protein quality control for misfolded or incompletely synthesized proteins. Lineage: Eukaryota; Metazoa; Chordata; Mammalia; Primates; Cercopithecidae. The coding region runs from base 118 to 951 and encodes 277 amino acids.